ACUGCUGCUUGAGCAUUGCGUCUUCUGCUUGGAAGGACUGCCCGCUACUCUUUAUCUCGUUAUCUUGGGGGAUUGUUAUGCUCUGGCCUCCGCCAUGGAAGGUCUGCAAGCAGUCUUUCAUCCUCCUGUCGUCAAAUAUGAGCCAGACACUGAGAACAUCAAACGGAAGCUCAUUCAGAAGGGUGUCUACCCAACACCCAAAAUCAUUCACACUCGUCGCAAGAAAGAAAUCCAAAAACAUAAUCGAAAACUCAAGCGUCUUGCCGAACAAGAUAACCACGUCCCUCGGCUUACUCGGUCCCAAAAGCAAGAACUCUUAGACGAAUACAAAUUUCAGACGUUAAAGAGCGAAUACAAAGAAUUUUCAAAAGCAAUAGAAGCCAAGGUAGGAAAGAAGGCUGAAGCCAUGAUGGUGGGGAGGCCUUGGGAUGGACUUGAGAAGGUUGAAUUUCUUGAGCUUGCGGGAACGAACGGGGAAUAUGGAGGAGAGAAGCUUCGGAAGGAGAGUUUGAAGGAACUGAAAGAAAUGUUUGAGGCGCGAAAGCUGGAUGAAUUGCGGUGGGUUUUAGACGAUGACAUUGAAAUGAAUGAGGAUUGGUUCAAUGAUGAAAAUGAAAGCCGGGGCGCUGGGAGGAAGACGAGGAAACGUAGCGAGGCUGAGGUGAUACGGUUUCUUGUUGCGAGGCUAAGCGCGAAGGAGAUUACCGGAAAUGAUUGGAAGUUUGCAAGAAUGAUGAAGUUGUCUGGAUUGCAAUUUACUGAGGGUCAACUGCUGAAGAUUCUUGAAGAGCUUAGUGCUAAAGGAAGCUGGAAACAAGCGCUUUCUGUGGUGAAUUGGGUGUACAAAAAGAAUGAUAACAGGAAUUAUAAAAGCCGGUUUGUUUACACAAAACUUCUUGCAGUUCUUGGGAGGGCUAGAAGGCCAAAGGAAGCCCUUCAAAUUUUUAAUCUGAUGCGUGGAGAUCUCCAUAUAUAUCCUGAUAUUGCAGCAUAUCACAGCAUUGCUGUUACACUUGGUCAAGCCGGUCUUCUGAAAGAGCUGCUGAAAGUUGUGGAGUGCAUGAGGCAGAAGCCCAAUACAAGAUUUAUGAACCGGAAGGACUGGGAUCCUAUUCUUGAACCUGAUGUGGUUAUAUAUAAUGCUAUAUUGAAUGCUUGUGUUUCAUCAAAGCAGUGGGAAGGUGUGUCAUGGGUGUUUAAGCAACUUAGGAAGGGUGGUCUGAAACCAAAUGGAGCAACUUAUGGACUUGCAAUGGAGGUAAUGUUGCAAUCGGGCAAGUAUGACCUUGUCCAUGAGUUGUUUAGAAAGAUGAUAAAAAGCCGGGAGGCUACCAAAUCUCUUACAUAUAAAGUGUUGGUGAAAACUUUCUGGAAGGAAGGCAAAGUUGAUGGAGCUGUGGAAGCAGUCAGGGACAUGGAAAGAAGAGGAGUUAUAGGAACUGCCAGUGUGUAUUAUGAGCUUGCUUGUUGCCUUUGCAACUUCGGGAGAUGGCAAAAUGCUAUGCUAGAGGUUGAGAAGAUUAAAAGACUUUCUCAUGCUAGGCCAUUGGAGGUCACCUUCACUGGCAUGAUAAUGGCUUCCUUGGAUGGUGGGCAUGUUGAUGAUUGUAUUUGUAUAUUCGAACACAUGAGAGAACACUGUGCCCCUAACAUAGGGACUAUAAAUGCCAUGCUGAAAGUUUAUGGCCGAAGUGAUAUGUUUUCUAAAGCAAAAGAAUUAUUUGAGGAGGUUAAGGGAGCUAAAUCAUAUUGUUAUGGAUCCCCGGGAGAUGGUGGUGAGCCAUCCAUUGUACCAGAUGAGUACACAUAUAGCUCAAUGUUGGAGGCUUCUGCCUGUGCACUCCAGUGGGAAUACUUUGAGCACGUGUACAAAGAAAUGACACUCUCUGGUUAUCAGCUGGAUCAAAAUAAACAUGCAUCAUUGCUUGUUGAAGCAUCAAAAGCUGGCAAGGGGCAUUUACUGGAACAUGCAUUUGACGUGAUUCUGGAAUCCGGAGAAAUCCCUCCACCUCUAUUCUUUAUGGAUCUGGUAGUUCAAGCUACAGCUUAUCAUAAUUAUGAAAGGGCUGCUGUCCUUGUCACCACUAUGGCUUAUGCACCAUUUCAAGUUAGUGAAAAGCAGUGGACUGACCUGUUUAAGGAAAAUCAAGGCAGGAUUAAUCUCGAAAAACUAGACCUAUUGUUGGAUGCUCUUAGUAAGUGUGAUGUUGCAUAUGAAGCAACAGUCUCAAAUUUAUCGAGAUCCUUGCAUUCCCUCUGUGGAAUUGAUACAAGAAGAAAUGUCUCUGGUACCAUUGGUUUUGGAAGUGAAAAUACUCUCAGAGAUCAGAACUGUAGAACUGAUAACGGUAGAACUGCAAAUGUGCCAAUCAACUCUGAGACAAUGGAUGGAAGUGCUGAAUCUAUUAGUGACAUUGUUUGCAGUUCCCAUGUCGAACCAAAUAUAAUUUCACCCCAUGACGAUCAUGUCAAUAGUGAUGAUGAUGAUAUUGCCAUUGUCUCUAGGCCUAAAAACUAUGAUAUUGCAGACAGAACAAGUUUAUUUACUGAUAGGCAGGGAUUUGCAGAUGAUGUAGAAUUCGACAAAUAUUUUGAUACUCUGUGUGAGAACUGGGACGUGUCUAAUGGAAGCACUGAAGAGGAUGAUACAGCAUCUGAGAGACCCUCAGCACACGAAAUACUGCAAGAAUGGAAGAAGAGGAGAAACGAUGAUAAGAGUUAUUCUCAAUCACAAAUAAGGAGUACAUGAUGAAUGUAAGUUUUUUUUUUUUUUUUUGGGGGGGGGGGGGGCCGCGUUGGUGUUGUACGAUGAGUGUAAGUUGCUUCAAUGUAACGUGCUAAUACAACCAAAGUAGAGCUGAUUGUUAUGAGUUGUAACAUGUAAGAAUGUUCGAUGGUUACUUGUAAUUUAUUUCAUAAUUUUGUCCCUAUGACAAAUUAUGAAUUUCUAUUAUAUUUGUAAAUUUAAAAUCAAUGUAUUAUAUUCAAACAAAGCCAUUUCACAUAGAAAAAUUUAAGA
Messenger RNA from Prosopis cineraria, 3019 nucleotides. Its product is annotated as pentatricopeptide repeat-containing protein At5g67570, chloroplastic. The record is from RefSeq and is a predicted model, not a curated record. NCBI's taxonomy places the organism in Eukaryota, Viridiplantae, Streptophyta, Magnoliopsida, Fabales, Fabaceae. Gene Ontology annotation, cellular component: chloroplast. The transcript has 9 exons. Gene Ontology annotation, molecular function: protein binding. Bases 95 to 2749 code for a protein of 884 amino acids. Gene Ontology annotation, biological process: chloroplast organization.